Myotis lucifugus (little brown bat) is the source of this 1210-nucleotide messenger RNA. It is a transcript of the gene MED7, whose product is annotated as mediator complex subunit 7. The transcript has 2 exons. NCBI's taxonomy places the organism in Eukaryota, Metazoa, Chordata, Mammalia, Chiroptera, Vespertilionidae. Gene Ontology annotation, cellular component: mediator complex. Gene Ontology annotation, biological process: regulation of transcription by RNA polymerase II. Bases 105 to 806 code for a protein of 233 amino acids. Gene Ontology annotation, molecular function: transcription coregulator activity. The record is from RefSeq and is a predicted model, not a curated record.
AAAGAGACAGCAUCAUCGACGUCUUCCCGGAAGUUGAGUUUCGCCAGCCGUGGGAGAGGCCGUUACCAGAGUAAACGCAGUUCUGAGGUUCUUGAUCUUCCACAAUGGGUGAGCCACAGCAAGUGAGUGCCCUUCCACCACCUCCGAUGCAAUACAUCAAGGAGUAUACGGAUGAAAAUAUUCAGGAAGGACUAGCUCCCAAGCCUCCACCUCCAAUAAAAGACAGUUAUAUGAUGUUUGGCAACCAGUUCCAGUGUGAUGAUCUUAUCAUCCGCCCUUUAGAAAGUCAGGGCAUCGAACGGCUUCAUCCUAUGCAGUUUGAUCACAAGAAAGAACUGAGAAAACUGAAUAUGUCUAUCCUUAUUAAUUUCUUAGACCUCUUAGAUAUCUUGAUAAGGAGCCCUGGGAGUAUAAAACGAGAAGAGAAACUGGAAGAUCUUAAGCUGCUUUUUGUACAUGUUCAUCAUCUCAUAAAUGAAUACCGACCUCACCAAGCAAGAGAGACCCUCAGGGUCAUGAUGGAGGUGCAGAAACGUCAACGCCUUGAAACAGCUGAGAGGUUUCAAAAGCAUCUGGAAAGAGUCAUUGAGAUGAUUCAAAAUUGCUUGGCUUCUUUGCCUGAUGAUUUGCCUCAUUCAGAAGCAGGGAUAAGAGUAAAAACUGAACCAAUGGAUGCUGAUGAUAGCAACAAUUGUACUGGACAGAAUGAACAAGAAAGAGAAAAUUCAGGUCAUCGGAAAGACCAGAUUAUAGAGAAAGAUGCUGCCUUGUGCGUUCUAAUUGAUGAAAUGAAUGAAAGACCAUAAAGGGUUUUUUGUUGUUUUUAUUUUUUCCUUUCAGUAAAUAGCAUCAUAUAUUAGUUCAUUUGCUCUUGGAGAGUCUUAAAAGAGAUAUAACUAGGAGUUAUGUAAACAGCUUCACUCUCCAACUUUAUCAAUUAUGAGAUGUCACAGGCAGUAAUUUCAUUUUAUGGCAAGCAUAGGCAAUGAGUGUGACUGCAUUAAGAGUAAUCAACUUAAAAAGCAAAGUGCUGCUCUUGUGUGGAAUAUUCCUGUUUUUGGAGUUGCACUAAACAUUGAAGAUAAUCCUCAGUAAUAGCAAAUUUCCAUCCUUGGAACGUAGACUUGUUAUUUGCUUUAAGAAUGAUAGAUAGAAGCAGCAGCCCUGUAGGUUGCUUGGUGUUAAAAAGAAUAAAAGAAUGAUAAAUAAA